Cariama cristata (Red-legged seriema) is the source of this 1046-nucleotide messenger RNA. It is a transcript of the gene CDK10, whose product is annotated as cyclin-dependent kinase 10. Gene Ontology annotation, cellular component: nucleus. Gene Ontology annotation, biological process: regulation of mitotic cell cycle; protein phosphorylation. NCBI's taxonomy places the organism in Eukaryota, Metazoa, Chordata, Aves, Cariamiformes, Cariamidae. The transcript is spliced from 12 exons. Gene Ontology annotation, molecular function: cyclin-dependent protein serine/threonine kinase activity; ATP binding. The coding region runs from base 121 to 996 and encodes 291 amino acids. The record is from RefSeq and is a predicted model, not a curated record.
AGAUGCCGGAGCGUGAAGGAGUUCGAGAAGCUGAAUCGGAUCGGAGAGGGCACCUAUGGCAUAGUGUACAGGGCCCGGGACACCCUGACAGAUGAGACUGUGGCAUUGAAGAAGGUGCGGAUGGACAAUGAGAAAGAUGGNNNNCCCAUCAGCAGCCUGCGGGAGAUCACCCUGCUCCUGCAGCUUCGGCACCCCAACAUUGUGGAGCUGAAGGAGGUGGUUGUAGGGAACCAUCUGGAGAGUAUUUUCCUGGUGAUGGGCUACUGUGAGCAAGACCUAGCCAGCCUUCUUGAGAACAUGCAGACGCCUUUUUCAGAGGCUCAGGUGAAGUGCAUCAUCCUGCAACUCCUCAAGGGCCUGCAGUACCUUCACGAGAACUACAUCAUCCACAGGGAUCUGAAGGUGUCCAAUCUGCUCAUGACUGACAAAGGCUGCGUGAAGAUAGCUGAUUUUGGCCUGGCACGCACCUACGGGAUGCCACCAAAGCCGAUGACCCCCAAAGUUGUCACACUCUGGUACCGAGCGCCUGAGCUGCUGCUGGGGAUGACAACCCAGACCACCAGCAUCGACAUGUGGGCCGUGGGCUGCAUCCUCGCCGAGCUGCUGGCCCACAAGCCGCUGCUGACGGGCACCUCCGAGAUCCACCAGAUAGACCUCAUUGUGCAGCUCCUGGGGACGCCCAACGAAAACAUCUGGCCGGGUUUCUCCAAGCUGCCCCUGGCGAGUCAGUACACCCUGCGGAAGCAGCCCUACAACAACCUCAAGCACAAGUUCCCCUGGCUGUCAGAAGCCGGGCUGCGGCUGCUCAACUUCCUCUUCAUGUACGAUCCCAAGAAGCGGGCGACGGCGAAAGACUGCCUGGAGAGCUCCUACUUCAAGGAGAAGCCCCUGCCCUGCGAGCCGGAGCUCAUGCCCACCUUCCCCCACCACCGCAACAAGCGGGUGGCCACCGCCAGCGUGGGGACAGAGAGCCAGGCGAAGCGCAGCAAGCCCUGAGCUCUGUCCGGCAGGAGGAGGCAUGGCACACACCAACCAGCACGGCUGCC